GGAGAGGGUUCUGCCCUUCUUCAUCCAGACAGCAGAUCUCACCCUCGAUCUUUAGAGAAGAGUGCAUGGAGGUCUUUUAAGGAAUCACAGUGUCAUCACAUGCUGAAACAUCUUCACAAUGGAGCCCGAAUCACUGUGCAAAUGCCUCCCACCAUUGAAGGGCAUUGGGUCUCUACUGGCUGUGAAGUUAGAUCAGGCCCAGAGUUUAUCACAAGAUCCUAUAGAUUCUACAACAACAACACAUUCAAGGCCUACCAGUUUUAUUACGGUGGUAACCGCUGCACAAACCCUACCUACACCUUAGUUAUCCGUGGCAAAAUUCGUCUUCGUCAAGCAUCCUGGAUCAUCCGAGGGGGAACUGAAGCCGAUUACCAGUUACAUAACAUUCAGAUCAUCUGCCACAGUGAAGCAGUAGCUGAAAAACUAAGUGAGUUGGUGAACCGUACAUGUCCUGGAUUUGUACCAGACAACAAUCCCUGGGAGCAGGAUGUGAGCUACAAUUUGUGGAGAGAAGAGAAUGGCUGUGAAUGCACCAGAGCUCUUAAUUUUGCCAUGCAUGAACUUCAACUGAUCCGAGUAGAGAAGCAGUAUCUACAUCAUAAUUUAGAUCACCUAGUGGAGGAGCUAUUUCUCGGAGACAUCCAUACUGAUGCUACUCAGAGGAUGUACUAUCGGCCUUCUAGUUACCAGCCUCCUCUUCAAAAUGCGAAGAAUCACGAUCAUACCUGUAUAGCAUGUAGAAUCAUUUACCGGUCAGAUGAGCACCAUCCUCCAAUCUUACCUCCAAAGGCCGAUUUGACUAUUGGAUUGCAUGGAGAAUGGGUGAGCCAGCGCUGUGAGGUGCGUCCUGAAGUCCUCUUUCUCACCAGGCACUUCAUCUUCCACGAUAACAACAACACCUGGGAAGGUCACUAUUAUCACUACUCUGACCCCAUCUGUAAGCACCCCACCUUUACCAUCUAUGCCAAGGGGCGCUACAGCAGGGGAGUGCACUCUUCCAAAGUGAUGGGAGGAACAGAGUUUGUGUUCAAAGUAAAUCACAUGAAAGUCACCCCCAUGGAUAUAGCUACAGCCUCUCUACUGAAUGUCUUUAAUGGGAAUGAGUGUGGAGCAGAGGGAUCGUGGCAAGUUGGAGUACAACAGGAUGUUACUCACACCAAUGGCUGUGUUGCUUUGGGGAUUCGCCUACCACACACAGAGUAUGAAAUCUUCAAAAUGGAGCAGGAUGCCAGAAGUAGCUACUUACUGUAUAACGGCCAGAGGCCUAGUGAUGGGUCCAGUCCAGACAGACCAGAGAAGAGAGCCACUUCUUAUCAGAUGCCAUUAGUUCAGUGUGCUUCAUCAGCACCAAGACCUGAAGAGUCACCAGAGGAGAACAAAAUAGGCCGCUAUAGCAGCAGGGCACCAGAAAAGGACUCCAGUGUAUUUGUCCUUACCCUGAUGCUGUUUAUUUGUCCUAUGUCACAUUGGAACAUUCUCAGUUGA
Emys orbicularis (European pond turtle) is the source of this 1485-nucleotide messenger RNA. It is a transcript of the gene APCDD1, whose product is annotated as APC down-regulated 1. Gene Ontology annotation, cellular component: plasma membrane. The record is from RefSeq and is a predicted model, not a curated record. The transcript has 4 exons. Gene Ontology annotation, biological process: negative regulation of Wnt signaling pathway. Lineage: Eukaryota; Metazoa; Chordata; Testudines; Emydidae. The coding region runs from base 100 to 1485 and encodes 461 amino acids. Gene Ontology annotation, molecular function: Wnt-protein binding.